Danio aesculapii is the source of this 6023-nucleotide messenger RNA. It is a transcript of the gene tbc1d13, whose product is annotated as TBC1 domain family, member 13. Gene Ontology annotation, molecular function: GTPase activator activity; guanyl-nucleotide exchange factor activity. The transcript has 20 exons. Gene Ontology annotation, biological process: activation of GTPase activity; intracellular protein transport; small GTPase-mediated signal transduction. The record is from RefSeq and is a predicted model, not a curated record. Lineage: Eukaryota; Metazoa; Chordata; Actinopteri; Cypriniformes; Danionidae. Bases 67 to 2382 code for a protein of 771 amino acids.
UAAUGUGCGCGUCCGUGUUUCCGCCGGCGCUGUUUUUCCGGCAGCGCGUGACUGCGCCAGUCAAACAUGUCGAGUUCCUACAGAAACAGGAUCCAGGAGUUUAAGCUGGCUCUGAGUGAGCAGCAGGUGGACCUGAAGGCUCUGCGUGAGCUCUGCUUCAGUGGCAUCCCCUGUGAAGGAGGCAUUCGCUCUCUGUGCUGGAAGAUUCUGCUGAAUUACCUGCCGCCAGACCAGGCCUUAUGGGAGACAUUCCUGGAGAAGCAGAGGGAUGUGUACACACAGUUUUUGAGAGAGAUGAUCAUUCAGCCGGGAAUCGCCAAAGCAAACCUGGGUGUUUCUCGAGAGGACGUGACCCUGGAGGACCAUCCUCUGAACCCUAACCCGGACAGUCGCUGGAACACGUACUUUAAAGACAACGAGGUUCUGCUACAGAUCGACAAAGACGUCAGGCGCUUGUAUCCUGAUAUGGCCUUCUUCCAGCGGCCGACUGACUUCCCCUGCCAGCUGAUCCUGGACCCACAGAAUGAGUACGAGACGCUGCGGAGACGCGUGGAGCAGACCACCCUGAAGGCCCAGACGGUCAACCGCAACCGCAGCGGCGUCACCAACGUCAGUUCUCCAGGGAAAGCGCUCCACCUGUAUCCCUCUAAUGAGUAUGCGGUUCUCCCGAACGGCUGUGAGGCACACUGGGAGGUGGUGGAGCGCAUCCUCUUCAUCUACGCCAAACUCAACCCCGGCAUCGCCUACGUGCAGGGCAUGAACGAGAUCGUGGGACCCAUUUACUACACCUUCGCCACCGACCCCAACAGCCAGUGGAAGGAGCACGCUGAAGCCGACACCUUCUUCUGCUUCACGAACCUGAUGUCAGAGAACAGAGAUAACUUCAUCAAGAGCCUGGACGACUCUCAGUGCGGCAUCACCUUCAAGAUGGAGAGUGUCUUCUCCAGACUCAAGCAGAAGGACACCGAGCUCUACAUCAGACUGCAAGAGCAGAACAUCAAGCCUCAGUACUUCACCUUCCGCUGGCUGACGCUGCUGCUCUCUCAGGAGUUUCUGCUUCCAGAUGUGAUCCGGAUCUGGGAUUCACUGUUUUCACAUCAGGACCGCUUCGAGUUCCUCAUCCCAGUGUGCUGCGCAAUGCUGACACUGAUCCGAGAUCAGCUGCUGGCGGGAGACUUCACUACAAACAUGAGACUACUACAGACGGUGAUGCAGGGCACGAUCCCUUACCUGGGCACUUUCCUGACAGAUCUGGUCAUGAUGGACACGGCCAUGAAGGACUAUCUGGACGGAGGCCUGAUCAACUUCGAGAAGAGGAGGAAGGAGUUCGAGGUCAUCGCUCAGAUUAAGCUGCUGCAGCUGGCCUGUAAUAACUACAACUUCCAGCGCGUGUCUGGAUUCAGCGCCUGGCUCUCCAGUGUGGAGAAACUGUCUGAGGCAGAGAGUUACAGUCAGUCGUGUGAGAUCGAGCCGCUCUCUGAAUCGGCCUCUAACACACUGCGGGCCAAGAAGAGCUCAGGAAUCAUGAAGCGGUGGAGCGAUCGUCAGCCGGUGUGUGUGGGCGAGGCGGGCUGCAGCUCUUCCUCCGGCAGUUCUCACUCCAAGUCUUUCGAUCAGCUGCGUUUCCCGGUGUGUGUGAGCGGCGGCUCGGUGUGUGACGGCGGAGACUCAGUGAGUGUGACGUCUGCGGGCUCCAGCAGCUCUGAUGUGGAGGAGGUGAACAUCAGCUACACCUCUGAGUCUCCAGACGCACCUGAGAGGAAGACCUCCACGCCCUUCGUAAAACAUUCCAAUUCUACCUUAGGGAAGUGCGGCCCUUCAGGAGACCUGAUACCCACGUUCUGGGAGUCCACGUCUCUGUCGUCUCUGGACACCUCGGCUCUGGGCUCGGGUUCGGGCUCCAGCAGCGCCUCCUCAUCCUCGGUUUCCUCCACACCGGUCAGUGUGUCACGCUCACACAAGCGCUCGGCGUCCGGCGUGUCCAGCUACUCGUCUCUGUCGCUGCCCCUCUACAACCAGCAGGUGGACGACUGCUGCAUCAUCAGGGUCAGCCUGGACGUGGACAACGGCAACAUGUACAAGAGCAUCCUGGUCACCAGUCAGGAUAAAACUCCUGCUGUAGUGAGGAAAGCCAUGGUCAAACACAACCUGGACCGCGAGCGAGCCGAGGAUUAUGAGCUGGUGCAGAAAAUCAGUGAGGAGAAGGAGCUGAAGAUUCCAGACAACGCUAAUGUUUUUUACGCCAUGAACUCUACAGCCAACUAUGAUUUCGUGUUGAAGAAGCGAGGUUUCCCCAGAUCGGGCCGCACCAAACACGUGGCCAGCUCCACUCUGCCUCGCAUGAAGCAGAAAGGCCUGAAGAUCGCCAAGGGAAUCUUCUGAGCUGGGCAGAACUCUUCUGGAGGCGUCCGGCAGCCCAUCUGUGUGUUUACAGUCAUCUGUACUGUCAGAGAACGCUCCGUGAGGACUGAAGCGCAUCGGAUGGAGCGCACACGCUGCGUGAACUACAGUACCCACAAUGCCACAGGGCUGAUCACAUGACAGGAAGCGGCGCUCAUCUGAAUGUGUCCGGCGUUGUGUUUCCGUGCUUCACGCCGGUGCUCAGGCCACUCUUGUCUCAAGCUUUACUUUCUCACAUGACUGUGAAAAUCGUCGUUUAUCAACAAAGUCACUUUUUGGCCUCUAAGAAUGGAGGCUUGAGUUUGUACAUUUGCGCAGUGUGUAGUGAACAAGAUGAACACGUGUCUGACAUGAUGAGUGCUUUUAUUAUAAAGGUGAAAUGAAUGUCUCCAUUUUGCCGACGCUCUUGUAAGCUGGGUUUCCAUCAGUCUGUGUUAAUGCACAUUUUAAAGUAUCGCAAGAGAAACGAGUGACGCAAAUGCUUUUUAUGCUCACUUGAGCACUUGACGUAAUGAACAUUACACCCUCAUGACUCCAUCAUGCUUGCCUUGUUUACUUUUGGUUGCUAGGUUACCAAUACCACAGUGAGCCGCUCUAUCAAUAGCUGUGUUUCCAUCCAAAGAUGCACAAAAGUGUAAUAUGGUAUUAAACAUGAGUGAAUAACUCAGUGCUUCCAUCAGUGGAAGAGAACUAAAUUGUGCUAAACUGUCAUCUAGUACUGCUGAGGGAAGUGGAGUUUGCAGCACUGUUGGGAUUCGCCACUGUGGUGUUUGUUCUCCUCUAAUAAAUGAGCUGCGCAGUGAAUGUGGUGGCUAUUAGAGGCGUGAGACUGGAGCACAGUCAGAUGCACAAGACAGUUCUGGAGGGAAUAAUAAUAGAAGAAGAAGAAUACUGAAGCACUGUGAUGACAGACUGACGGAGCGCUGAGGCCUUUUACAAUCAGCACCAUAACAUUUCACAUCUGCAACAAUGGAGACCUGCAAACCAGCAUUAAUGUGUUUAUGCACACUGGGUAAAGUUUAUCCUGCUCCAGUUAUGUUGUGCGCAUCUUGACAUUUCUGUUCAGCAUUUUGUUUUUAAUUGAGAUACGCCAAAAAUGUGCAUACAAAAAGAUGGAUGGAAUCACAGCUAAUGAUGGAGGCUAAUUCACAUUUACACUUUUUGGCCAACUUUGAAAAGAUUCGCUUCAGCUUACAAUGGAAACCCAGCGAUAGAGAGCUCCAAUCACAAAUCAUUCUCAUGAAGCUCCAGUAUCUCCGCAUUCGCCUGACUGGCUGGAAAAAGACGACUUCGCCUGGUGCGUGCAGUAAGGUCUGUCAGUGGACUGCAAGAGAGGGGUGUUACAUAAGGGGCCGUAACUUGUAGUAUGCUAGAGGUGUAGUUUGAAGUUAUGGAGAUGUUUUCGGCAAGAUGGUGCUGUGUAUCAGUUAUUAAUGUCUACACCUACUCUACACCUAAACCCAACCAUCACAGUUAAUAACAUCUACACCUUCCCCAACCCAAAACCCAACCAUCACAGUUAAUAACAUCUACACCUUCUGCAACCCAAAACCCAACCAUCAUAGUUAUUAACGUCUACACCUCCCCCAACCCAAAAGCCAUCAUAGUUAAUAACAUCUACACCUAACACAACCCUAAACCAAAUCAUCACAGUUAAUAACAUCUACACCUUCCCUAACCCAAAACUCAACCAUCAUUGUUAUUAAUGUCUACACCUACCACAACCCUAAACCCAAACAUCAGUUAAUAAAAUCUACACUUUCCCCAACCCAAAACCCAACCAUCACAUUUUAUAACAUCUACACUUUCUCCAACCCUAAACCCAACCAUCAGUUAUUUACAUCUACACUUUCCCCAACCAAAACACAACCAACACAGUUAAUUACAUCUACACUUUCCCAACCAAAACCCAACCAUCACAGUUAAUAACAUCUACACCUUCCCCAACCCAAAACCCAACCAUCACAGUUAAUAACAUCUACACUUUCCCCAACCAAAACCCAACCAUCACAGUUAAUAACAUCUACACCUUCCCCAACCCAAAACCCAACCAUUACAGUUAAUAACAUCUACACUUUCCCCAACCAAAACCCAACCAUCACAGUUAAUAACAUCUACACCUUCCCCAACCCAAAACCCAACCAUCACAGUUAAUAACAUCUACACUUUCCCCAACCAAAACCCAACCAUCACAGUUAAUAACAUCUACACCUUCCCCAACCCAAAACCCAACCAUCACAGUUAAUAACAUUUACACCUUCCCCAACCCAAAACCCAACCAUCACAGUUAAUAACAUCUACACUUUCCCCAACCCAAAACCCAACCAUCACAUUUGAUAACAUCUACACUUUCCCCAACCCUAAACCCAACCAUCACAGUUAAUAACAUCUACACUUUCCCCAACCAAAACCCAACCAUCACAGUUAUUUACAUCUACACAUCUACACUUUCCCCAACCCAAAACCCAACCAUCACAGUUAUUUACAUCUACACAUCUACACUUUCCCCAACCCAAAACCGAACCAUCACAGUUAUUUACAUCUACACUUUCCCCAACCCAAACCCAACCAUCACAGUUAAUAACAUCUACAUUUUCCCCAACCCAAACCCAACCAUCAGUUAUUUACAUCUACACUUUGCGAGUAUUUCCAUUAUCUUGCAUGGUUCAAUGGUAUCUCAAUAACUGCAAGUUAUGCCACUCUUACUUACUACAAGUUACGCCCCUUCAUGUUACAUCCCUGUCCUGCAGUCUGCAGACAGAUACACUUGGCUGUGUGUGCACAUUGACAUGUGAAAGCCCCUUCUGUAAUGCACUGUGUUUGACACAAUGUUCUGACUGUAGUGUUGGCAGAGUUGCAGUGUGUGUGUCGCUCUGUAUCAGUGGUCCAGAGACUCUGGACACAGUAAACCUGCACUGGGAAACACCGAGUUUCUCAUAAAAUGUGGGAAAAGAGAAGUGGAUGUGAACUGUAACACCAGUUUGUAGAUCAUUCAAGAGCGAAUGUGUGUGAGUGUCUCUGUGAGUGUGUGUGCAUGUGCUUGCUACACGUUUAAUGUCUGUGUUUUGUGUGUUCAUGUCUUGUGUUUUAUGACAACGACACCCAAAGGGCCAAAGAUCUCAGUCGUCCAGUGAGGUCAGCACUGCCUGUUCAGGAAACCGAGAUCAGAUCUGAACACCACCGCUGUUGGUGCCAUUUGUCUUUUUCACUGUCUAAACAUAUUUACAAAAAAAUAUACUUUACUAUAACACAAACACACACACACACACGCUGGUUUUGUAUGUUCUUUUUUGUAAUUUUUGUACAAUACGAAUCGUCCUUUGUACUUCUGCCUUUGGUUUGGUUUGUGAGCGUGUAUGUGUAUUUAUUGAUUUGUAAAUACUUUUUGUAGCAUUGUACAUUUAGUUUCCUCUCCCAUGUAAUUACAAAUGAAUAUGUAAAUAUGAAUAUAUCUAUGCGAAGUUUAUACCGCAGCAAAUAAGGGAUUGUGUUUCUUUUCAGCUGUUUUCUGUUUGUCGUCUUUUUUCAUGGUUUCAAUUUGAUAUUGUUAUUAUUUUCUCUUUAUGAUGCACUGUUUGUAAUAUUGACAAAAAACAGCUAAUAAACACAUGCAGUGCGUUUCA